This is a messenger RNA of Fusarium coffeatum, 6063 nucleotides long. RefSeq lists its product as uncharacterized. The coding region runs from base 1 to 6063 and encodes 2020 amino acids. The record is from RefSeq and is a predicted model, not a curated record. The transcript has 11 exons. NCBI's taxonomy places the organism in Eukaryota, Fungi, Ascomycota, Sordariomycetes, Hypocreales, Nectriaceae.
AUGUCCGCCGAUGACGCCCAGACGCCAGAGACGGGCCAGCGUACGGCUCGGGAUCUGGUGAAGGAGAUCGCGAAAGAACGCGGGUAUCUUGGAGAAGAGAAGCUCGCGCGGCUUGGCGACUUCGACCCUGAACUACGACGUGAUAUUGAGGAAGCGCUACUCAAGAAAGAUGAGAUGAUCGGUUCGGCGGUCUUGACACUUGCCAAAAACCUUUACACAAGCAACGCAAGAUUUGUUUUCGAACUCCUUCAGAACGCAGAUGACAAUGAUUACAGCACUGCCAUCUCGCAAGGCCAGGACCCGUGUGUCUCUUUCAAGGUAUUUCCCAGCAAGGUCACAAUUGAAUGCAACGAGAAUGGCUUCACACCCGAGAACUUGAAGGCAAUCUGCGCUAUCGGCAAGAGUUCGAAGGUUGGCGCCGCCGGCUACAUUGGAGAGAAAGGCAUCGGGUUCAAGUCUGUCUUCAUGGCUGCCUGGAAAGUGCAUAUUCAGUCAAACGACUUUUCUUUCUCCUUCACACAUCGGAAAGGCGACUCUGGUCUUGGGAUGGUUACUCCUGUGUGGGAGGAGACAGAAGAGCCCAUUGCUGAGUCGUUGACUCGCAUCACACUGCUGCUUCAUACGAGUGAGGACCCAGACGAGGAUGAAAGGCGGCGCGAGACUAUUCGCCUCCAGUUCCAGGAUCUUCAACACACGAUUUUACUCUUCUUGCGGAAGCUACGUAAGGUACAGGUCUCUUUCUUUGACACAAACGACGUGGAAUCAUCGGUCACUGCAUAUUCUCUUCAUGGCAGUAACCCCGCCACCAUCCGGAAGGAGACUUCGGAAGGUGUUGAGGAACGGCAGUACCAUGUUACCAAGCAUGUCGCAGAGAAUAUCCCCCGGAGCGAGAAUCGGACAUAUUCUGAAGAAGAGGAGCGCGCUGACUCCUCCACUGAAGUCGUGCUGGCGUUCCCUCUGUCAGAGGAGGGUACCCCGAUUGUUGAGAAUCAGGAUGUUUUUGCGUUUCUUCCCAUGCGACCGAUGGGGUUCAAGUUUCUUAUCCACACCGAUUUCGUCACCGAAGCAAGCCGUCAAGGCAUAGUCAUCAGCUCUCUCCGAAACCGCGCGCUACUGGAAGGUAUCGCGGACUGCUUCAUCAAAGCCAUUGAAGAGUUCUGCCAGCAUCCGACCCUCCAAUACCAGUGGAUGCGAUGGUUGCCCCAGCGAAACACCUACCCUUGGGACGAGUUCUGGUUAAGUCUCCUUGAAUGGAUCGAAAAAGGAAUAUCCAACGUCAAGGUACUCCGCACACUCGUCUCUGGGCAGCUGAAAUACAUAACCAAUGUUUCUCGACUUCAGCCAUGGCUGCGCGAUGAAAAUGGCGAUCCUCUCUUCUUCGAUCUUGCUACCGAGAUCUACCUCGCUAAGGAGUACACCGAAGAAGACCUGGAUUCUUUGGGGCCAUAUGGCCUAUGUAGUGCCGGCACGCAUGCCGUGAUCGAUCGCGUUGAGAGUGAUCUCGCUUGCAGCUUCAGACCAUGUAGGAUGAGGAACCCCCUUACAGAUAAUCAGUGGCACUCCCUCGCAGCACAGGCGCUUAUAAAACUGGAGGAGUUAUCCGCCUCUUCUCCGUCAACCAACGAACGCUUCAAGGAACUGAAGUUGGUCCCGCUAGGAAAUGGAAAAUGGGUGUCAGCGACUAGUAGUCCGCUUUACUACUCCCAGUCUGAGCAGCUUGCUAUUCCUGAUUGCCUCGGUCUGAAACUGGUCGACACAGAUGCAGCGAAUAAUUCCGAUCGGCGCGCUUUAUUUGACAAGCUUGGUGUUACAGAGGCGCUUGUCAAAGACGUUCGGUCUCUGGUAUUGCAGAAACCGUUGGAUCCAGUUGGAACCCAAGAUGCUCUCCUUGCUUCUGUUACCUGCCUCAAGUUCCUGUACCUUUCUGAGGGUCUGGUAGAUAAUGAGGAAGUUCAGGCGGAUAUGAAGGGUUUUCGUAUCUACGACCAGUACCUACAAGCAUACCUACCAACAAAAAGCCGCGUCUAUAUACCGACGAGUGAUGAAUACGGACCACUUCAAACGCUCACAGCAAAUGGUAAAGCUCCCCGCUUUAAUGCAUCGUUCCUCAACUAUGGUUACUUAGCCGACAUACCGGCGACACCACUUGGUCAAAUCUAUGGUUGGGAAGAAUGGCUACCAUCGCGACUCCGUUUGUUCCGUCACGUGAAACUUAUAACGCGAGAUUCACAAAAGCGGUUGCUCGUAUCCCUUGAAUUCCGCUAUCUUGAACGCCAUCGACCCGAGCGCCUUCUGGGCGCCUUGCAGCGAGCUUGGGAGAUUGAAGGCACCAAGGCUGUAAAGUCUGCCGAUGUGCUUGAAGGACUGCGCGCACUCGAGGUUCCGUGUAACGGGAGGGACGACUUCUCAUUAGGAGAUCCUCUUACAACGACCUACUUACCUUUGCCGGAACUUAAAGGGAAGCUUUCCCGCUAUGUCGAGGAUGAGGGUUUCCUUUUCCUAGACUUGGGCGAGCCUAUUACAUCGAGUACCUACACAGCCAAAUGGGGCUUCUUGGUUGACCACCUUGGUGUCGGCCAUACUGAUGACCUUCGAUUUUACCUCAGUAUCCUCAAGACGAUCCGAUUUAGCAAUGCAGCAGCUGGAGAUGGUAACCUUGUAUACAUCCCUGCAUACGAGUCGCAAUCCGCGUCGUGGGUACCGCCCGACAGAUGCCUUUGGAACGCGAGAAAGGACAUGCAGACAGCAUACCCUCUUGCCCAUCUCUACCGAACAGUCUUCAAUAGGUCCGAAGAAGACCUCGACAUAUUGCGGCAGUUCUUCAGGACGACCUUAGGUAUCGGCGAUUGUUCCUGGGAGCACUACCUGGACGAGAUCCGGAAGUUGAAGGUUGUGGCAAGUGAGGACUUCGACUGGGUGAGCGACAUAUACGAGUGUGUGGAUCUAGAGAGAGCAAGCUUGACGAGUAAUGACAUUGCAAAGCUCAGGAAGGCAUUCGUGGAGGAGAAGUUGAUUUACUUCAACCACGGCAACUUCAGCCGCUGGUACACAGUCGGCGAAUGUCUAUGGUCCAGUGCCACCCAGAUUCAAGGCAGGGUAGCUCUCAAUGAUCUCUAUCCCGACUUGGAUGAAUUCUUCGUUGAUUUUCUCGGCGUACAAGAACUCACACUCGAUAUGGCAUAUGACGAGCUGAAAGAGAUGAGUACCAGAGUUCCGUCUCCUCCUAUUGCUGCUGUCAAGGAGACUAUCUGGGCACUCAACUCUUUGUUAUCAUCGGCAGAGCAUCAUCCUAACGAAGAACCAGUCUUCCGAGGAACAAUCUUCCCUGUCAAGUACCCAAAUGGGUCGGUGAAGCUGCAGUCGGGACGUACACAAUUCGCGAUCGCCGACCGCAAGACUUUGGGCGACAUAUUCGGUUCACAGGCGAGGAUGUUGGACUUCACACUCGAUGAAGUUCGACGAUUACGACCAUUUCUCUCGUGGCUCAAUCUGGAGUCCAGAUAUCUCUCUACUUCUGUUCGCGAGAUCUCUACUGUGGCAGGUGGAAGUAUGGGCAAACUGCAGUCUCCGAUCCGGGAGAUAGACCAGAGAGCCGAGGGCCUCUACAGAAUCGCAGUCCAUUUCAACAGUCCCCGAACACAAAACGACAACCCCGAUCUGUACUGGCUUCUCGACAGCGCUAAGGUCUACGAAACGGACGGUAUCUCAUCCGAACUCCAUCUAUCUCAAGACGGCCACGGCAUAGUCCAUGUUCAGGACCGAAGUGAGCUACACAUACGAGAAGAUGACGAUACCCUCAAAUUAUAUGUCCCCCGAGAUCCGGAGACUCAAGGGUUUUGUUACUUCUCUACUCUUCCACGACGCUUGCUGGAGUGGAUGAUGACGGAUCCGAUUACACUACAAGUCAAACGCGCUGGGUCGAAGGCGGUUCAGAUUGUGACGGCAAUUUUGAAUUCGCCCCUCAUUAAUGUCGCGCAGAUUUUGGAGGCGGAGGGAAUUGUUGAUGUUCCCAUUCCAACAGAGUCUGGCACGAACCGGGAUAAAAAGAACAACAUUUCGCAAACGGACGAUACUGAAGAGGUUGAAGAGUCCGGAGUCUGCAAUGAAGAGGGACAGAGCCAUGACAAGCCGGGCUCUAGCGACGAGGCGGAUGAAACAGCUUCUCAGCUUCCGACACAACCAGAAAUACGUGAAGACGAUAUUUCUAGCCGCGAGGGCUCAAUCAUACAACAGUUCGCCGACAUGAGAUCAGCCCCAACCUUUUUGGACCUAACAAUUCGGCAAAUAAGUCCCGUCACAUCGAAUUCUUCUGUCGCUGGGCAAGUCUUCACACCAACAUCGUUAACGACCGACUACUUCGACCGGGAUAGAGGAACAUCUGCGCAUCGCACGCCAAAGUCAAAAGGCUUUGCCGGACCGUUCGGGGGGCUCUUCGCCGAGCAAACACCAUCCGGGACACCUAAUCACCCGGCUUUUGUCUUCGGGUCUUCGCCUGGCGUGUUAUCAAGCUCUGCCUUCCAGUUCGAGGGUCCAGGCGGUGCCUCACUACCCUCUACGAUUGAAGACGAGAAAUACUACUUGGGUCUAAUUGAUAAUGUCAUUACUAUCGCGAGUAAGAGAACGCUCCUUAGUAGGGACACUCACGGCACCUCCGGCCUAUUCAGUUCGCUACCAGAAAUUGAGGACGAGAGAGUCGAACGAUCGCAACGCCUCCUGUCUGACAUGCGUAUUGGGGCUCUUGGUGAACUAUACGUAUUUGAGCUUCUUCUGGGGAUGGCUCCCUCGCUCCCGCGAUUUGGCAUAGACCAUUGGCCAAGUCAUAUGCGGCGUUUCAUCAAGAGCCAUCCGAAAUACUCCGACAUACAACCAUGGACAGGCCAAGAAACAGCCGACAUCGUAUACCGCGAUCAAAAGUGCGUUCUGACAAAGUAUUUAGUAGAAGAGCGCUACCUUUCCGAUAGCUGGUUAGACAAGAAGCCUUUAUACUUCAUCGAAGUCAAGUCAACAACAGGACACAGCCGCACUCCGUUCUACGUGAGCAAGCGACAAUACCAAAGGAUGCAAGAGAACCGUUCCGAUCGCCAACUGCGCUGCACUGCGCCUAACAUUUACAUGAUCGCCCGGGUGUCCAACGUCGAUAAGUCUAGUAUAGACUUGAAGCUAUAUGUCGACCCAGAGAGAACACGACAAACAAAGACUGGACAUCGCCUUGUUCCGGGCACUGGGCCGCUCAUUCCCAAGAACACCAAAGAUGAGCAUUUCGGACACUAUGACGGUCAGUUCCUUCCCGCCGCUCUACAAAUUUAUUUAGUCCCUACCGCUGCCAUGCAGCACUACUCACAUCUCAAUAGCAUCUCUACGAUACUCAAUCUUUUUACACCCUACUCAACUGUCUUACUCGACACUAUCGACAUCAUGUCCGAUAACCGAUCUUUGAACCUUCGUGGCCAGAACCAGGAUAACGGUCAGCCCAAGUACAACACCGCCAAGAUGUCCGACAGUAAGGUUAUCAACCUUCGUGGCCAGAACCAGGAUGAUGGCCAGCCCAAGUAUCAUAUUCUUGUCCGUGGCAGUAACUCUGCCGACUCUACUCCUGAGAAGGCACGAGGUCCUUCUACUCGCAGCUCCCCCGAACGUCUGGAACUCCCUGGAUUGUCUAGAGGAUCGACUCCUGCUUCCCGACCCCCUACUCGUAACGGCAAGCCUCUUGACCCUACCGUCGCGCCUUUCCAGCAUCAAUAUGACGAUGUGGUAUCGCAGCAGCGAAAGGUAAACAGCGCCUCUCCCUCCCAGUCCUCCCAGCAGGGCGACAGCAGCUUCACCACCUACGCCCAGUAUCUUGAGAAUGAACGUACGGGUAACUACCGCAAGAUCAGCGAGAUCGAGGACGAGCGUGACCGCGAAGAUGCUUUCAGCUCUUACAUCUGGGACCAGCACGUUGACUGGUCUGCUGAGGAUCUGCGCAAGGAGAAGGAACAGAAGGAGCUUGAGGAGCGACGCCAGCGAUUCGGCAAGCACUCUCAUUCUCGCCAGAACUCUGAGAAAGGGGGUUUCUGCGACUGA